Molecule: messenger RNA, 2891 nt
Organism: Brassica napus (rape)
Lineage: Eukaryota; Viridiplantae; Streptophyta; Magnoliopsida; Brassicales; Brassicaceae
Product: homeobox-leucine zipper protein HDG4
Exons: 10
Coding region: 412-2616 (734 amino acids)
Biological process (GO): regulation of DNA-templated transcription
Molecular function (GO): lipid binding; DNA-binding transcription factor activity, RNA polymerase II-specific; DNA binding
Source: RefSeq, a predicted model, not a curated record
AAAAAAAAACAUUAACGUAUUUGGAAAAUAAAAUGGGUAUUUGAAUUCGGAUAACGAGGUUGCAUUACACGCAGUAGAAAAGCGCAUAUGGAAGAAAGUUUGACUGAGAGAACCCAAAGUUUUGACGUUUGUGGCUACUUUCUACUGCCAAAAGAUUUGAUUUGACUCUCUGCUUGCUUCGAGGGAAAGCAAGAGUGGUGGACAAGCCUCUCUGCCUUCUCGCCGUUAAACAGAAACUGACGCCGUUUGCUCUUCCUGGUACAAGUAACGGCGGUAAGCACCAUCACCGCCGUUAAGAGGAACAAAACAAACAAAAAGAAUAAAAUAAAUAUAUACCUCUUAUUCUUCUCUUUAAACACUCACUGAAUCUUCAGUUUCUUUUGUUAAUUCCUCCAAGGAAACAAAAAAAAAAUGUACGAAGAUCAUCAAGUGGCGAAAUCAGGCAAAGAAGGAGGACACAUGGUUACUAAUUACUCCGACAACAUUUUCGGUUCGGCGUCUUCAUCUCCGACAGGAACAGUCCAAAACCCUGAUUUCAAACUUAGCACCUUCCUAAACCCUAACUUCUCCUACGUUAUCCCGAAGGAAGAGUAUGGGAUGAUGAGCAUGACUGAAAACGGGUCAGCUUGGUCGGGUAAUAACCCGGUUGAGGAUAGCGCAAUCGAACAACAGCUUCCUCCGGUUAAGAAGAAACGCUUACACAGACACAGUACUCAUCAGAUUCAAGAAAUGGAAGCAUUCUUCAAAGUAAAUCCUCAUCCGAAUGACGAUGACAAAACCAGAUUAAGUGAAGAACUUGGUCUCACGCCUCUACAAGUCAAGUUUUGGUUUCAAAAUCGACGUAACCAAAUAAAGAUAGAACAAGACAGAAGCGAUAAUAAGAUGCUAAAAGCAGAGAACGAGACUCUUAAGACAGAGAACCGGAAGCUUCAGUUCGAUCUACAACGCCUCUCCUGCUCAUCUUGUGGCGGCUCUAGAGACAAACUCCACCUCGAAAACUAUCGCCUCCGCCAAGAGCUUGAUCGAUUACACAGCAUUGCCUCAUUGAUGAAUCCUUGUCUUCCUCCACCAGAAACAGCCUGUCUUUUUCCAGACAUGAAGGAUAACAUAACCAACAACUUGUUAAUUGCGAAAGAAGAUAAGGCGGUUGCAAUGGAUCUUGCGGUUUCUUGCGUUCAAGAGUUAGCGAAGAUGUGUGCCACAAAUGAGCCGCUGUGGAACAAGAAGGGGUCAGACAACGAGAUAAUCUCUCUUAAUGAGGACGUGUACAAGAAGAUGUUCCAAUGGCCUUCAGUGGAUGAUAAUCAUUUUCGCAGAGAAGCUUCAAGAGCUAACACAGUCGUCAUCAUGAACAGUAUAACUCUUGUCAACGCAUUUCUUGAUGCUGAUAAAUGGUCGGAGAUGUUUUGCUCGAUAGUGUCAAGAGCCAAAACAAUUCAGAUCAUUUCUUCGGGAGUUUCUGGAGCAAGUGGGUCUCUUCUUCUGAUGUAUGCAGAGUUACAAGUGCCAUCUCCAUUAGUACCAACAAGAGAAAUUUACUUUCUACGGUAUGUGAAGCAAAACGCAGAAGCUGGAAAAUGGAUGAUUGUAGAUUUCCCGGUUGACGGUUUGAUCAAACCGGCUUCGGGUAUUACUACUACUGAUCAGUACCGGAGAAUGCCUUCUGGUUUCAUCAUUCAGGACAUGUCUAACGGAUACUCUCAGAUCACGUGGGUUGAGCACGUGGAAGUGGAGGAGAAGCACGUGCACCACGAGAUGGUUAGAGAGUAUGUAGAGAGCGGUGCAGCCUUUGGUGCUGAAAGAUGGCUAGCUGUGUUGCGGAGACAGUGUGAGAGGAUGCCUAGUCUCAUGGCUACAAACAUCACUGACCUUGGAGUGAUACCGUCUGUAGAAGCAAAGAGGAAGUUGAUGAAGCUGUCACAGAGUAUGGUGAGAACUUACUGUCUGACCAUAAGCAAUUCGUACGGACAAGCACUGUCUGAAUCACCAAAAGAGACGGUGAGAAUCACAACCAGGAAAGUUUGUGGUGGUGUUGUUCUAUGUGGCGUCUCCACCACGUUGCUUCCUUAUUCUCAUCAUCAAGUCUUUGAUUUUCUGCGCCACGAUCAUGGUCGCUCUCAGAUGGAGGAGAUGUUCAAUGAGAACCCGUUUCAAGAAGUAGCUCAUAUCGAAAAUGGAUCACAUCCUGGAAACUGCAUUUCGCUUCUUCACUUCCAUGGGGCUAGUAGUUCAAAUAAUGUAGAGUGGAUGCUUCAAGAAACAUGCACUGAUAACUCCGGCAGUCUCGUGGUUUACUCCACCGUCCACGCCAACGCUGUUCAGCUCGCUAUGAGCGGCGAGGAUCCUUCUAGAAUUCCUCUUUUGCCCUUAGGGUUCUCUGUUGUUCCUGUGAAUCAACCCCAUGUCGUUGAGGGCAUUUCCGUCAAUUUGGAUUCGUGUUUGCUCACCGUUGCGAUACAGGUCUUGGUGAGCAACGCCACCACAGCAACACUCAACCUUUCCACUACAGUUAUCAACAACCGUAUUUGCUCAACUGUCUACCGUAUCUCCUCCGCUCUCGGAAGUCCUCUGCUGCCGGAGAUUCCGUCGAGCUUUAAACAAGAAAUAAGCAACUAAGAGAAAGAUUUUUAGGGUAUUUUGGUAAUUAAAACGCAGCUUAAACGGAUUAGGUUUGUUUUGUAGAUCCCAUCCCAUGAGAAGGGCUAAACACUAAAUUUUUUGGGGAAGUCAAGAACGCACCAAGGCAUGAUUGUAUUUUUGUGAACCGGGCUUUAUCCGGUUUGGUACAUGCGUGACUGGUUCGAAAUUGACUUCCGAUUUGGAUAAACCAAAAAGUUGGAUGUAAUUGGUUUUAUUAUUUUGCAACUUUAAUGCUAGUUUUAUUAAAUCUC